AUUAACCACGAUUCCAUGAUAGACAUUGUAUGAGUUCAUACUAUACUUCAUCAUUCCAACAUGUCAAUUGAAGAUGAUCAAGAAAAGACCUACAAACAAUUUGCCCAGCUCAUUAACGAGCUUCCAAAAGCAGAUGGAUGGUUCCAACAACAUAUGUAUUUGUACAAAGGCCAAUGGUUGUUUCCCGAUGUCAUAUUGGGUGCCACUCUAAUGCAAAACCACUUCAAGCAUCGGUCUGCCGAUAUCUUCCUAUCUUCCUUCGUGAAGAGUGGCACCACCUGGCUCAAAGCCCUCAUGUUUGCCAUCAUUAACCGCUCCAUCUUUGCUGAUUUUUCUGACUUUUCUGACCACCCGUUGCUUCGUCAGGGACCCCAUAGCUGCGUUCCGGCAUUUGAUGUUUACAUAUCUCAAGACCAUGCUAUGACUAACAUGGACCUCUUGCCUUCACCCCGUCUGUUUGCCUCUCACUUCGCGUAUUCUUUGUUCCCUUCCACCUUUAAAGAUCCUUCAUCAGGGUGCAAGUUUGUUUACGUUUGCAGGGAUCCAAAAGACGUUUUCAUUUCUUUGUUUUACUUCAUGAAAAAUACCAGAUCUAUAGAACUACCUCCCCUUUCGUUUGAUAAAGCUUUUGAGUUGUUUUGUGACGGUGUUUUGGAUUCUGGACCUUACUGGGAUCAUGUGUUGGGAUUUUGGAAAGCUAGUCUUGAAUCUCCAAACAAGAUAUUGUUCUUGAGGUAUGAGGAGCUGAAGAGGGAGCCACAGGUUCAUGUGAAGAGGUUGGCAGAGUUCAUGGGGGUUCCUAUUUCGAUCAAGGAAGAGGAGAAUGGAGUGGUGGAAAAGAUUGUGACACUUUGUAGCUUUGAGCAUCUGAAGAACUUGGAGGUAAACAAAACCGGCAUGACGCAAAUUACCAACAAAUAUGCAAUAAGUAAUCAUGUUUUUUUCCGAAAAGGUGAGAUCGGAGACUGGAAAAAUCAUUUGACAAAAGAGAUGGGAGCGAAAAUUGAUCAAAUCACUCAAGACAAGUUCACAGGUUCCGGUUUGGCACUUUGAUGCCACUCCCAAAUGACAUUGGAUGACCAAUGCUAGUUGAUUUCAAACUUCAAAGAGAUAUAAAUAAGGAUACCAUAUAUAUAUAUAAAAGAUUUACUUAUGUAUAUGAUGAUAUAACUUAUAUGUAAUAUGCCUUUUCUAAUAUCAGCCAGUGUACUAUUUGCAUAAGUUGUUAUAUUAAAUAUGCAGAAUAAACUGUAAUAUUUAUUUUAUAAAGAAGCCAAUUAUCUAUUA
This is a messenger RNA of Erigeron canadensis, 1287 nucleotides long. RefSeq names its product flavonol 3-sulfotransferase-like. The record is from RefSeq and is a predicted model, not a curated record. Gene Ontology annotation, biological process: sulfation. Gene Ontology annotation, molecular function: sulfotransferase activity. Lineage: Eukaryota; Viridiplantae; Streptophyta; Magnoliopsida; Asterales; Asteraceae. The transcript has a single exon. The coding region runs from base 61 to 1053 and encodes 330 amino acids. Gene Ontology annotation, cellular component: cytoplasm.